This is a messenger RNA of Nerophis lumbriciformis (worm pipefish), 1446 nucleotides long. The record is from RefSeq and is a predicted model, not a curated record. Lineage: Eukaryota; Metazoa; Chordata; Actinopteri; Syngnathiformes; Syngnathidae.
AUGGACUCACCUGUAAUGGCCACCGUCCCCGCAACAUCUUCUUCGGAGAAUGUUAGUCAGGCGUCGUCCGCCUUGUCAAGGUCUGCUUCUCUGCCUCCGCACUCCCAGGCAGCAUCAGUGCUCAUCAUGCUGAUUGUCACAGUCAUCAUCCUCGUGACGGUAGUGGGGAAUGUACUGGUGGUGGUGGCCGUGUUUACAAGCCGUGCCUUGCGGGCUCCUCAAAACCUGUUCCUGGUGUCUCUGGCUUCAGCGGACAUACUGGUGGCGACACUGGUCAUCCCUUUCUCCUUGGCCAACGAGGUGAUGGGCUAUUGGUAUUUUGGCUCCACCUGGUGCUCCUUCUACCUGGCUCUGGACGUUUUGUUUUGCACUUCAUCCAUUGUCCAUCUUUGCGCCAUCAGUCUCGACCGCUACUGGUCUGUCACUAAAGCGGUCAGCUACAACCGCAAACGGACUCCCAAACGGAUCAAAGUGAUGAUCAGUGUGGUGUGGCUGAUAUCUAUUGUCAUCUCUUCACCACCUCUUCUCAUGACGCAUACAGAGGAGAGAUGGGACAUAACGGAUGAGAACAAAGAACCUAAGAGGCAAGAGUGUCUACUCAACAACCAGACAUGGUACAUCCUCUCCUCCUGCAUCGUGUCUUUCUUCGCACCAGGAGUCAUCAUGAUACUGGUCUAUUGUAAGAUUUACCGCGUUGCUAAACAGCGUGCCUCCACUGUAUUUGUGGCCAAAAAUGUGAUAGAGCGCCAACCGUCCCAAUCUGAGACCUGCUUUGCUGGCACCCUUAGGUGUAGCCCAGCAGCUGGAGCCAAGUGCAGAAAAUCCCGGGACGAGACGGACAAUGCGCCACUGGAGAACAGACACAGCUCUUCCAACGUGGAGAGCAACAGCAGCAGCCACAAGAUAGGAGAAUUGGACAAGAUAAAUUUAGAGGAGAUGACAUGGGAGGAUGACGUCAAAACAUCGUUUUCUGCUUCACUCCGCUUCUCCAGGAGAUCUGGUGGGAAGGGGAAAACAGAGGAGGCAAAGGGCACUGAGGGACCGGCAUCUAGGUUAAAGCCUCCUCCUCCAUCCUGUGCUUCAAUAUCAUGGGUAUCAUCUGAUCACUGCUCCCAUCACCUCCUCCUCCCUUCUCCAGUGCCGCUUCGAAGCAGGCAGAUGUCGUUAUCCAAAAACAAAGUAGCACAAAUGAGGGAGAAGCGAUUCACGUUUGUUCUGGCAGUAGUGAUGGGGGUGUUUGUCCUCUGCUGGUUCCCUUUUUUCUUCACUUACAGUCUCCAAGCACUCUGCAAGGAGAAAUGUGCAAUCCCUGAUGCUCUCUUUAACCUCUUUUUCUGGAUCGGCUACUGCAACAGUUGCCUGAACCCAAUCAUAUAUACUAUUUUUAACCGAGACUUUAGGAGGGCCUUUAAGAAGAUUAUCUUCCAGUCUCGUAAACGGGCAUAA